AUGAUUGGGUUUGCACGUGAGCAAAAGGUGAUCAGAAUCCUAAUCGAUGGUGGGUCUGGAGUUAACAUCCUUCCUAUUCACACAAUGAAGGAGCUUGGAAUCGCAAUGGAGGAUCUUUUCGCAAGUCGUUUGAUGAUCCAAGGAUUCAACAAAGGGGGACAAAGAGCCAUAGGAGCUAUCAAAGUAGACCUCACCAUCGGCGAGCUGCAAUCUAGCGCGUGGUUGCAUGUGAUCGAUGCAAGGACUUCGUAUAACAUCUUGCUCGGUAGGCCUUGGGUACAUGAGAACAAGGUGAUCCCCUUUACCUACCACCAGUGUUUGAAGUAUCAUGAAGAUGGAGUUGAAAAGAAGAUUAUGGCCGAUGAUAAUCCCUUCACUGAAGCUGAAGCGCACUUCGCCGAUGCCAAGUUCUACUUAAAGAAAUAUGCCGCAAAAGUUGAUGAAGUUGCGAUAAUCGAUAAUGCUGAGGUUAUGAACAAAAAUGCAAAGGUGGUUGCUUGUAAGGAGAAGGCAGCAGUUAAGGAAGAUCAAAGGUCCUUUGAUGUCAGUAAGUUGCCCAACACAAAUGGCGCUUCUUCGAGUAAGAAAAUUGACACAAUAAUAUCAUCCACAAAAUUACUUGGAAGAUUUGUGGCUAGCAGCUCGCAACAAAAUGAAGCACUCCCUACGAAGCGUACAGAUGAAGGUUUAGAUCCAAAUGCUUACAAACUACUCGCAAAGGUUGGAUACAAUCCUAGAGAACCAUCAAAAUUGGGGAAGCUUCCGAUGGAACCUGUGGCGAGGCAAAAACGUGAAGGAAAGUCGACCGCGAGAGUUUCUGUAUUUGAGAGGUUAGGACCAAUGAAGAAUGGAAGCAAGAUUCGGAGAAACCACAAGCGUAUGAAAUCAUCAUUUUUUCCCAAAUCUCAAAAUAUCUCCAAAGACUUCCGAAGUCUGAUCCCUUCUAGGAUGAGGCGGCAAACGGAUCUUGUGGUCUCAUGUGGAGAAGUACUAAAAGCAAAGUCGCAUGUUGUGGUCUACACCAAGGAGCGGGAUGAAGAUGAAGAAAGUGUUGGCUCUUCAUAUCACGUUACUGUACAAGAUGAAAGGGAUACUUUAUCUCCAAUAAGGGUUGAUGAAGAAUUGGAGGAUUUUUCUUGGUGUUACCAUAUAUAUGUCGAUGAUGGCGAACCUCAAGAAGAUGAAGACGCUAAGGAUGCUCCGCCCGAAUUUGAAGAAGGGGUAAAAACGACAGUCGACGCAUUGAAAGAAGUCAACCUUGGCACUGAUGAAGAUCCAAGGCCCACUUAUGUAAAUUCUUUACUUGCAGUCGAUGAAGAGAGUGCUUAUGUUGAAUUACAUAAAGAGUAUAAGGAUGUAUUUGCCUGGAGUUACAAAGAGAUGCCUGGCUUAGACCCUAACGUUGCGGUCCAUCAUCUCGCUGUUAAGAACGGCACACGUCCUAUCAAACAAGCACAACGACGUUACAGGUCAGAAUUGGUUCCCUUGAUCGAAAAUGAAGUUAACAAGCUUAUUGAGGCUAGUUUCAUUCACGAAGUUAAGUUCCCCACAUGGAUUUCGAGCAUUGUCCCUGUGAGAAAGAAAAUUUGUAACGACUAA
This is a messenger RNA of Lycium barbarum (goji berry), 1599 nucleotides long. RefSeq lists its product as uncharacterized. NCBI's taxonomy places the organism in Eukaryota, Viridiplantae, Streptophyta, Magnoliopsida, Solanales, Solanaceae. The transcript has 3 exons. The record is from RefSeq and is a predicted model, not a curated record. Bases 1 to 1599 code for a protein of 532 amino acids.